Molecule: messenger RNA, 2617 nt
Organism: Colossoma macropomum (tambaqui)
Lineage: Eukaryota; Metazoa; Chordata; Actinopteri; Characiformes; Serrasalmidae
Gene: atxn7l2b
Product: ataxin 7-like 2b
Source: RefSeq, a predicted model, not a curated record
AUGGUGGCGGAGUGCGCGCGCGGGACAGUAAUGGCUGCCCUAGAUCGGCGGAUUUCUAUCCUUGAUGAAUUUGUAGGGCAGAGCUGGAACACCUGGGUAGAUAAGGCCGACGUUUCCACACCGGAGGGGACCUCUGGGGAAGAGUGCAGCAAGAAUGUGAAAAAAAGGUUGGAAACCAUGACUCUUAGAAAAGAGGACAUGUGCAUAUAUGGACACUGCCCAGCGCAGGAUGAAUUCUAUUUGGUGGUGUGCAGCCACUGUGGGCAAGUGGUGAAGCCGCAAGCUUUUGAGAAGCACUGUGAGCGACGCCAUGGUCCCCUCAGCAAGCUCUGUGGCCCUCACUCUUCCCUUUCAUCUCCUCCGCCACACUGGCCACAACAGGGACGACCACCCACCCAGCACAGUGGUCUUCAUGACAGCAGGGAGGGAAAGCAGCAAGGGGCUGGACCCCCUCGAAUUCCACCACUGCAUCCUCCCAUCCACAAAUCUCCAAAAGCCCAGAAGGAUGGAACCAGUAUUUUGCAGCUUGAUAAGUUCUCCCAUGGGAGCCCUUCGUCACCUCCGUAUUUGUGCACACCAACUCCUCGAGACCUACCAUGGCAUCCGGGGUCUACGCCACCCAAAAAGCCCCUUCCUUCAGAGAAGCCACUGCAGAAGGGAACGGACGUGCACAAGCCCCUGCCUGGACCCAGGACGUACAGCAGAACUUACAAAAAAGUUCCCAAGAAGGAAUGCGACUUGGAUAAGCACUGUGGAGUUCUUGAUCCUGAAAGGAAAAAACUCUGCACUAGGCUGCUUACAUGUAAUAUUCACUCUAUCCACCAGCGCAGGCAGGUGGUGGGGAGGAGUAAGAGCUUUGAUCAACUGGUUUUGGAACUGAAAAUGAGCUCUAAAGCUCGGGAGCGGGCUCCUCCUGUGAUUAGAGAUGUGCCUGAAGAAAGUUCUCCUUGUCCUCAGGCCCCCACAGGAGAUCCAGUGCCCCAGCCCUGCAGGCGCCAGAUAGCCAGCUAUGUUUCUCUCAGGUCCAGGACUCCAUCAGAGAGUGGUGUGGAGGUGGAGGAGCGAGGGCUGUGCUCUGAGGAGGGAGAAGGCAUACCAGCCCAGUGCCCUCCACCUCAUUCAGCCUCUCUCUCCAGUGAGGAAAGCGAUGGUGAAAACCAGGAAGAAUCCACGGAUCUACCCACCAGCACCUGCCACCCCAAACCUUUGGGGCUGUGUACUUUUGGCGCGCGUGUGCUGGGAUGUAGCGUGUUGGCGUUUGACCGCAGGCUCUUCCACCUGCGCUCUGCGCUCAGUGCCAUGGUGGAGCACCAUCUCAGCGCCCACCUGUGGAAGAAAAUCCCUCAGGUGUCCGAGCUGCGCUCUCAUCACUCUCCAUUAGCCUUCACAUCUGCUUCUCAAUCCCACAAUGCUGUCCGCAGCCCACCUAGCAGAGUCCCUGCCCCGAGUGCCUCCUCUCUUAGGACUAGCACCUCCUCUGUCCCCAGACGUCCCCUUGGGGACACCAGCACCUCAGGACAAUCAGAGCCUAGGGCAUCCAACCGAACGCCCCCUUCCAAAACCCUGACCAAAGCCCCCGAAGCCUCUGGCCCCGGCCGACCUCGGAACCCUGUGGGCCGCCCCAGCAAGCAAACUGUGCAGGCCAGGCUUGGGCAGCUGCAGGACAGCCCCACGGCCAGAAAGCGCAAGAAGUCUCCCCCGCAGGAAGAAGACUCAAAGGGCCAGAGCAGGAGCUUCUCCGGCCCGAAAGAUCGACAACCUUCCUCAGCCAGACCAUCCCUCUCCCCUUCUCAUGGACCAAUCAAUGGCGUCUUUUCGCCAGGCAGUAAGCCACAGCCACAGCUCCACGUUUCUGAGAUGCAGGGCUUGGCCAAGCAAAGCCCCACCCCUAUCCCUUCCCACAUGUCUCCACCCUCUCCCCCAGAAUCCUCCUCUAAUGAUGGUGGAGGUGCCUCAGGGCUGCACCGGAAGGCUCUUGGCCACGAUCACAAAGGUCCCAGCAGGAAACGCAAGACCAGCGGUGCCUCUUCCCCCGAGCCUCCCUCACGCCACCCCAAACCCAACAGCCUGUCCUCCUCCCACUCCCCUUCCAGCCUGUUCUCCUGGAGGAGAGACAGCAAGACAAGGCCAGUCUCACUCAGUAUGGAGAAGAAACUGGAUGCACAGAAGCCAAAGCUUCAUCACUGAGGGCAGUCUGCCUUAAAACCCACCAGGAGUUAAAAGCCUACUGCCAUGUUUUGCCACAAACUUUAUGCACAGGACGUUCAAAGCGUUUGCAAUUCACCCCAGGAGGAUGUAAGUGUGUAUGUUUUUGUGUGUGUGGGUGUGUGUGAGAGAGAAUUUUGUACAUUGAAUUUAUGUAUGUGAAUGGAUGAAUUGAAUUCCUGUGUGUGAGUAUAGAAAUACCUCAAGUCCUACCUUAUGCUGCUAAACAAUGUCAGAUGUUGAAAUAUAAAAUAAAUAUCCCAUACACUUGAAUGAAUACCUUUCUCCAUUGUCAUACUGUUGUAAGAUGCAGUCAUCCCCUCUCACCACUAGAUGUCGAUGCAUCAUCACUUUGUUCAGGCUCAUGUGGUCACCAGGCCUGAACAAUUAGAAUAUAAACAUGGUUAUGACA